Messenger RNA from Aureobasidium melanogenum CBS 110374, 969 nucleotides. RefSeq names its product DUF1753-domain-containing protein. Bases 1 to 969 code for a protein of 322 amino acids. Gene Ontology annotation, molecular function: inositol phosphoceramide synthase regulator activity. Gene Ontology annotation, biological process: inositol phosphoceramide metabolic process. NCBI's taxonomy places the organism in Eukaryota, Fungi, Ascomycota, Dothideomycetes, Dothideales, Saccotheciaceae. Gene Ontology annotation, cellular component: Golgi membrane; inositol phosphoceramide synthase complex. The transcript has 2 exons. The record is from RefSeq and is a predicted model, not a curated record.
AUGGCGCUUCCUGCCAUCUUCCGCAUGCUGCGGCCUAAAACAUUCCUCUACCUGAUCUCGCUGCGCACCGGAACCGAGAUGAUUGCCUUGACGCUGCUUAUCAACAAGGUCUCAGGCAUCUACGGUCUCCUUGCCAUUCUUACCGGCUACCACCUCUCCUGGCUGCAACUCACCAUGUACAUCUACUCGAUCGGUGUACUCGCCGCCCUCUGCUAUCUCUCGCCGCAUAUCAAGCGCCAAAGCCCAUUACAAUGUCUCGCCCUCGCCUGGCUAUAUGUGAUCGACUCUAUUAUCAAUGCCUCCUACACCGCUCUCUUUGGUACCACUUGGUUCCUAAUGCUUGCCCGCCACAUCAACGACCCCGCGCCCAGUGACAACAGCAAGCUUCCCGGUGGAGCGAUGAUGAACGAUACCGCAGGAUUCACCAGCCCUGAAGUCAACGCCUCUCGCGUUGAGGUUGUCGCAACCCCUGCUAUGCCCGGACAAAACGCUGUCGCUGCCGGCAUCAAUGACGGUUCCGCUCUCGGACACGCAGUCUUCCAAUCUGGUAGCAUUGCUAGCAUUACUGUCAUCAGCACGCUUUGGGCUAUUCGCAUCUACUUCUGCCUGGUCGUUAUGGCAUACGCUCGUGGCGUGCUACGCCAACACAUUCUUAUGACCUCUUCGAACAACUUCGGCCUGCACGGUGGCUCUGAGCGUACCGAUUUGGCAGAAAAUCCCUUCCGUGAGGGCCGCGAGGAGGGUGAAGGCUGGAAGGGUCGUCUGGGCCGCAUCAUGACUUCAGUCGGAAAGAGAUACUGGCUCGGCAAGGAUGACGAGGAUGAGUGGGUACGUGGUACUGGCGAACGCUUCACCAACAAGAAGCGUCUCAAUAUCAGGGUUCCUGAACCCGGCGUCGGCGAGCGUGAAAGAAGAGCUAGAAGUGGCACAGGACCACCGCCUAUGUUGAAGAAGCAGGAGACUUCCUGA